Molecule: messenger RNA, 1705 nt
Organism: Coregonus clupeaformis (lake whitefish)
Lineage: Eukaryota; Metazoa; Chordata; Actinopteri; Salmoniformes; Salmonidae
Product: ADP-ribosylation factor-like protein 1
Exons: 6
Coding region: 102-647 (181 amino acids)
Biological process (GO): vesicle-mediated transport; intracellular protein transport
Cellular component (GO): cytoplasm; Golgi apparatus
Molecular function (GO): GTP binding; GTPase activity
Source: RefSeq, a predicted model, not a curated record
UAUCUAUUAAUGACGUUUUCCUGCGACACGUCACUGAAUUCCAAAAGCGGUGCUGUGUCGAGAUCUACAACAGCUUUGAUCAAGGGUUCGGUGUCUUCAGAAUGGGUGGGUGGUUUUCCAGUCUCUUCUCUGGCCUGUUUGGCACCAGAGAGAUGAGGAUCCUGAUCCUGGGGUUGGACGGAGCCGGUAAAACGACCAUCCUGUACCGCCUGCAGGUCGGAGAGGUGGUCACCACCAUUCCAACGAUCGGCUUCAACGUGGAGACGGUGACGUACAGGAACCUGAAGUUCCAAGUGUGGGAUCUUGGUGGACAGACGAGUAUCAGGCCAUACUGGCGUUGUUAUUACUCCAACACAGAUGCUGUCAUCUACGUGGUGGACAGCAGUGACAGAGACAGGAUGGGCAUCUCUAAGUCUGAGCUUGUUGCCAUGCUGGAGGAAGAGGAGUUGAAGAAAGCCAUCCUGGUGGUGUUUGCAAACAAGCAGGACAUGGAGCAGGCCAUGACCCCGGCUGAGGUGGCCAACUCCCUGGGCCUCCCCGCCCUCAAAGACCGGAAGUGGCAGAUCUUCAAGACCUCCGCCACCAAGGGCACGGGCCUGGACGAGGCCAUGGAGUGGCUGGUGGAAGCCCUGAAGAACAGGCAGUAAUGACAGCCCACACCUCUUGUUCUCUGUAAAUACUCCCGACUUCCUGUAUAAAAUACUUCCUGAUUAGACCGCACAGGAGGACCAGUGACUGCACUCCUUCCAGGGGCACGUUCAGUACGCAAAUGUUGUAGAUAGAAAUGUCAUGAAGAGCUGACGUGAUUCCUUACUCUACAUGUUAGAUGUCACGUGUUUGUUCUACACAAUGCAUUUCUAUAUGAAGGUUCCACAACGUACCCUGCUGAACACAGCUCUGCCCCAUCCCUGAUGCCUGAAGCCUUCGCCAUGCAUAGCCCCUCCCUGCCUUCCAGCCUGGGAUAGAGGCACUGCAAUAUAGUAUACUACCUGGUCCCAAAAUACAGUUAUCACCCCAGCCCAUAGCCCUGUGGUGUUUGGAGAUCUGAAGGGAACCAGAUAGGUGUAGGUCAGACCAGGUAAUGUGGGGACGGCUCCACAUUAGCCAUCCAAUUGGAUGUGUGGCACACAUCAUUUAAAUAGAUUAUAUAGUAUCUAUGUUGUGGAGCUUCUGCCAUUUUUGGUGAACCCUUCCAGUUCCUUCUGAUCUGCAAACACCCAAGGGAAAGGGGUUGGUGUUGGCUCAGGCUCAAUUAACACAGUGGUAAAGAACUGACUGGCCCCUUCAAGGAAGAGGACCAGAGUGACAGACUGACCUAUGGCGAUGUUACUGCAGCUGGUGCCGUUUUUGUAUUGUACUAAUGCUGAAUCAUUCAUCUGUAUUUUUUUCGUACAUUUCUAAAACUUCUGUUGGGUGUGUAAAGUUUGGUUGUUAGUUUAGGGCUUUUCAUUGGAAUACUCAAACUUUAAUCAAACUGAUUUGGUGUAUAUGCCACUAGUCACUUAGUUGAACACUAACUGAUUCAUUUGUAUGCUACUUUUAUUGCAUAUUUAUGAGCUUGUACAGUGAAAAUUAUUUCACACUGAAUAUAUAAACCUUUGUCGUCAAAUUAUUAUAUAUAAUCUCCCUCUGAAGAUAAGCGUUAUUGUAAUAUUCAACAGGCCCACUGAUACUUUUCCAAUAACAAGAUUGUUUAAAGAAAGUA